Molecule: messenger RNA, 372 nt
Organism: Prorocentrum cordatum
Lineage: Eukaryota; Dinophyceae; Prorocentrales; Prorocentraceae
Source: the annotation of a GenBank genome assembly
GAGCUAGGACGCACUGUUCACUAUCAGCUGGAGAUCAAGGCGGCGACCUUCAAUGCUCAGAGGGCGGUACUCACCGACACGAGUGGUGAUGUUCGAGUAUUGCACGCAGACACCAGACUGCUCAUCACGAAGAUCAGGAUCUUUGGGCAGGACGAAGUCAUUUACGUUGCCCAUGCGCCCAACAUCGGACAUGACACGCUCGACUACACACAUUGGUGGGAGCAGCUCCAUCGGUUUUGUCAACAGUGGCCCCCAUCCCUCAUCCUUGGCGACAUGAACGCCAAGCUUGGAAGCCUGCACCACCUCAACGGCGUGGAGGACAGCACGGUCGUUUCUUCCACCCUAGAUACUGCGCACCUGAUCAAGACGAUG